AUGGAUGAGCUGAGUGCCAAAUCCCAACAAGAAGCUCCCCAAGCUGCCACCUCACAGGCAGAGCGUGAAGAAACUGAAAGAAAAGCUCGGGUGAAUGCUGUUUGGCAACAGAUGAACAAAGGAGUUUCCACAAAAUCUCUUAAAUCCAUCUUAGAAAAGCGCAGCUCGACUGCAAAUAAAACUUCUCAAAGGACUUCCCAAAAGAUGUCAUCUCCUAGCUGGAUGACAUCUUUGGGAUUGGCACCAAAAAAGAUAUCACCUGGUCAAGAUGUUUCGGCGAAAUGUCCUAGCAUCACUCAGAAUGGUGCCAGUGACGAGGCAAAGAAACUUGCUGCAGCUGCUCUUUCAGCAGUUAAGGAUGCUGCUGCUUUAGCUGCUCUGGGCAGGGGGAAAGUUGAGAUUUCUGAAGUUCGGGACUUUGCUGGUGAGGAAGUCGAAGUGAGAAAAAUUGUCGAUGCUACCUCAAAAGAGGCAUCUGAUAAAGGUAAAGGAACAGCCGGUACGGUUUCUGCUGUUGAUGCUGUUCUUGAACAAAUAAAAAAGAAACAAAAACUGAGUGUACUUGACAAGACAAAGAAGGAUUGGGGCGAGUUCAAGGAAGAAAACAAAGGCCUGGAAGAUGAACUGGAUGCUUACAAGAAAAGUUCAAAUCAGUAUCUAGAUAAAGUCUCUUUCUUGCAGCGUUCAGACUACCGAGAGUUUGAGCGGGAGAGAGAUGCUCGACUGGCUUCUCAAGCCAAGAGGAAGGUGGGAGAUAUGCGAGAAGAUUUUUGA
Messenger RNA from Fraxinus pennsylvanica, 774 nucleotides. The record is from the annotation of a GenBank genome assembly. Lineage: Eukaryota; Viridiplantae; Streptophyta; Magnoliopsida; Lamiales; Oleaceae.